ACUCCCAACGACACCGCAGGGCUCUGCUCACUGCUCACGUCGUCCGUCCACGGGUCCAGUUCGGGUUGACUGAGAUUUCCCGGUCCCUCAUCGCGCGUCAUGUCUUGCGUCCAUGCAUUCGCGCACUUGGCUGCGCUUCUGUCGUAGAAGUCGCACAGCAGCCAGGAUCACCAGCAGCGUCUCCUCUGCCACCGCUUGGCGCUGCCUAGUAGUAGAAGGCGUUUGAGCACCAUCGAAGGAGAAAGGAGUCCAACCUCCACUCUUGGCCAAGAGCGCCGGCGGCAACAGUUGAACGAUCAGGGCCAAGCGGAUUCAUGCGAAUUGGCGCUGCGCGUACUACAUGGCAUUCUAGGCGGAUGAGUGGACGUGCGGGAGCCGCUCAUCGCAUUGUGUGUCGGGUCUGUUUGAAACGCCCUUUGCUGCGGCAGCCAAUUGUUUCACACUGUUUGCCUCUGCAGGGCUGGCACUGAAGCUGCAAGCAUGGCGCAAAUGCCAGUAGACGCGACAGCGUCCGAUUUUCAGCGCAAAAAAGUAAAUCAUCAACGUUAUACUCAAAUUCCCUGGUGGAAAACUUAUACCUGGCUCUACAUCAUGAUGGGCCUUUCGACCUUUCUCAGCGCUUCGCUGCUGGCCCUGCGUCUCUUCAGUCUCGAGGCCGCAGCGAGCCCUGCGCCGUCUCCGCAAGCCCAGGAUGGCUCCGACAGCAGCGUUGCUGCUUCCGACUGGUGGUUCGCCAACAUUGAGCGCACUGGCGCCGUUCCCUUUGGCUCAGCUGGCGCGGACUACCCCGUCUUCCGCAACGUCAAGGACUACGGUGCUCUUGGUGACGGCACGACCGAUGACACCGUGGCUAUCAACGCUGCCAUCACUGACGGCGGCAACCGUUGUGGCCUUGGCUGCGACUCUAGCACCACCACACCCGCCCUUGUUUACUUCCCUCCCGGAACCUAUGUUGUCUCGAGCCCCAUUGUCCAAUAUUACUACACCCACAUGAUCGGCGAUCUCCAGGAUAUUCCGACCAUCAAGUCGACCCCCGAUUUUGCUGGCAUGGCCGUCAUUGACGCGAACCCAUACAGUGAUCAAGGCACCAACUGGUUCACCAACCAGAAUAACUUUUUCCGUCAGAUUCGCAACUUCAAGAUCGAUAUCACUGCGCAGCCCAUGACUACUGGCACUGGUAUCCACUGGCAAGUCGCUCAAGCGACUUCGCUUCAGAACAUUGAAUUCUUCAUGGUCGAGGACUCAAGCGAGGCGAAUGUGCAGCAGGGUAUCUUCAUGGAGAACGGUUCCGGUGGCUUCAUGACCGACCUGAUCUUCCACGGCGGUAACUAUGGUGCCUUCUUCGGCAGCCAGCAAUUCACUGCCCGCAACCUCGAGUUCAACAACUGCAAGACCGCCAUCUACCAGAUCUGGAACUGGAUCUGGAACUACCAUGGCCUCGUGGUCAAGAACUGUGGUGUCGGAAUCGACCUUACAUCCGGCGGCAACUCUCAAACUGUUGGCUCUGUCAUUGUCCAGGACGCGACCUUUUCCGAUACGCCUGUUGGCAUCUCUACCCUCUACGACCCAGGCCAGACCGGCACCAAUGGCACCCUGGUCAUCGACAACGUCGACUUCUCCUCCAACGUCCCCGCUGCAGUGAAGAAUGGUGGAACCGGGGCCACCAUCCUCGAGGGAAACCAGGUGGUCGAGUCGUGGAUCCAGGGCCGCGCCUACACUGGUUCCCAAGGCGAGGCUGUUCAGGGACCCAAGCCUGGACCUAGCAAGCCUGCCGCCCUUCUUGACGACUCUGGCAAGAUGUUCACUCGCAGCAAGCCCCAAUACCUCGACGUCCCUGCUUCCAAGUUUGUAUCUGUCAAGGCUGCCGGCGCGGUUGGCGACGGUCAGAACGACGAUACCGCUGCGAUCCAGAAGACCCUUGACAACCUCGCCGAGGACGAGAUCGCCUUCUUCCCUCAUGGUGCAUACAUCAUCACCGACACUGUCCGCGUCCCUGCCAACAUCAAGAUCGUCGGUGAGAUUUGGCCCAUGCUGAUGGCUGGUGGCAAUACCAACUUCCAGGACCAGGCCAACCCCAAGCCCAUGCUUCAGGUCGGCCAGCCCGGCGAUGUCGGCAACGUUGAGAUUUCCGAUUUUAUGAUUGAGACCAAGGGGCCCCAGCCUGGUGCUAUACUCAUGGAGUGGAACGUCGAGGGCGCCUCCAAGGGCUCCGCUGGCUUGUGGGAUGUCCACUUCCGCGUCGGCGGUUCAGCUGGCACUGACCUCCAGUCGGACAAGUGCUCCAAGACGCCCGAGCAAACGACCCCCGCCAACCCGGAGUGCAUUGGCGCGUUCAUGCUCAUGCAUGUGACCAAGUCCUCCAGCAUCUACAUGGAGAACACGUGGUUGUGGGUGUCUGACCACGAGCUCGACCGCAGUGACUUCAACCAGAUCAACAUCUACAACGGCCGCGGUAUCCUGAUCGAGUCGACCAAGGGCGCAUGGCUGUGGGGAACUGCAUCCGAGCACAACGUUCUGUACAACUACCAUUUGCAGGGCGCUCAGAAUGUGUACAUGACCGUCAUCCAGACUGAGACUGCCUACUUCCAGGGCAACCCCGACGCGACCGUCCCCUUUGAUACCAACCCUGACUUCUACGACCCCGACUGGGCGCACUGCGACAGCGACCGCUGCCGCAAGACGUGGGGCCUGCGCGUGGUCGACUCGAAGGACAUUCUCUUCUACGGUGGAGGCAUGUACAGCUUCUUUGAGAACUACACUCAAGAAUGUCUCGACACGGAGGAUUGCCAGGAGAACAUGGUCGACAUUGUGAACUCGGACAUCAAGAUGUACGGUGUCAGCACCAAGGCUAGUGUCAACAUCAUCUCUUCCAAUGGCGAGGGUCUCAUGACGCACCUGCCCGACAAUGAGAGCAUGUUCUGCGCUACCCUGGCGUUCUUCGAGAUGUCUGGGUCGACAUGAAUAGCACACCCUUUCCAAGCGAAUAGGGACGGCACAUGAGCCCAAGCGCUCACUGGCUGUUGGGAGGGGAAACGACUGCCACUGUGACGGCGAAAUAGCAGUACAGGAUUCACCAGUACUGGUAUACAGAACAUCGACACAGUAGCAGAAUUGUACAUACUUAUGCGAAAGCGAAAUA
This is a messenger RNA of Emericellopsis atlantica, 3139 nucleotides long. RefSeq names its product beta-1,3-glucanase. The record is from RefSeq and is a predicted model, not a curated record. The transcript is spliced from 2 exons. Lineage: Eukaryota; Fungi; Ascomycota; Sordariomycetes; Hypocreales; Bionectriaceae. Gene Ontology annotation, molecular function: polygalacturonase activity. Bases 481 to 2961 code for a protein of 826 amino acids.